Molecule: messenger RNA, 1720 nt
Organism: Egretta garzetta (little egret)
Lineage: Eukaryota; Metazoa; Chordata; Aves; Pelecaniformes; Ardeidae
Gene: P4HA2
Product: prolyl 4-hydroxylase subunit alpha 2
Exons: 15
Coding region: 104-1720 (538 amino acids)
Biological process (GO): peptidyl-proline hydroxylation to 4-hydroxy-L-proline
Cellular component (GO): endoplasmic reticulum
Molecular function (GO): iron ion binding; procollagen-proline 4-dioxygenase activity; L-ascorbic acid binding
Source: RefSeq, a predicted model, not a curated record
CUAAGCUGAAAGGCCACCACAGCUGUCUUCGCCAGGGGAAUACUUCAGCUUUCUGGCAUUAAGGACUAAAGCAAUAAUCCCACAGGUUUGAGCUGUCUGGAAGAUGAAGCCCUGGCUGCAGUUGGUGUUCUUUACCUGUAUUUUUCUGAUCUGGCACACGGAAGCGGAGUUCUUCACCUCCAUAGGUCAAAUGACAGACCUGAUUUAUGCGGAGAAAGACUUAGUACAGUCUUUAAAGGAAUAUAUCCGAGCAGAAGAGAACAAGCUCUCUCAGAUUAAAAGCUGGGCUGAAAAAAUGGAUGUACUGACUAGCAAAUCAGCCUCUGAUCCAGAAGGGUAUCUGGCACAUCCUGUAAAUGCAUAUAAGCUGGUGAAGCGUUUAAAUACCGACUGGCUGGAAUUGGAAAACCUGGUUCUUCAGGAUACAACACAUGGCUUUAUUGCAAAUCUUACUAUUCAGCGUCAGUUUUUUCCAACUGAAGAAGAUGAGACUGGAGCUGCGAAGGCUCUGAUGCGCCUGCAGGACACAUACAAACUGGAUCCUGAAACUCUCUCUCGAGGAAACUUACCAGGAACAAAAUAUAGAUCCUCUUUGACAGUAGGCGACUGCUUUGGUAUGGGGAAGACUGCUUAUAACGAUGGAGACUACUAUCACACAGUACUCUGGAUGGAACAAGCCUUGAAACAACACGAUGAGGGGGAGGAAACAACAGUCAGCAAAGUGGAGAUCCUAGAUUAUCUCAGCUAUGCUGUUUUCCAGUUUGGGGAUUUACACAGAGCCAUGGAGCUUACCAGACGUCUGAUAUCCCUUGACAGUACACAUGAGAGAGCAGGCAGUAAUCUGAGAUACUUUGAGAAGCUGCUGGAGAAGGAGAGAGAAGAGAAGGAGAAAGAAAAAUCAAAUAAGACUGUGAUGACGACAGAACCUGUGGUGCAAAGUGGUGCCUAUGAGAGGCCUCUUGACUACUUGCCAGAGCGUGAUAUCUAUGAGGCCCUUUGCAGAGGUGAAGGGGUAAAAAUGACACCUCGAAGACAGAAAAGGCUGUUUUGUAGGUACCAUGAUGGAAACAGAAAUCCUAAUCUGCUCAUAGCACCCUUUAAGGAAGAAGAUGAAUGGGAUAGCCCUCAUAUUGUACGAUACUAUGAUGUCAUGUCUGAUGAAGAAAUUGAGAAAAUUAAACAACUAGCUAAGCCAAGGCUGGCACGAGCCACAGUACGCGAUCCCAAAACCGGUGUCCUUACAGUGGCUAGCUACAGGGUAUCAAAAAGCUCAUGGUUGGAAGAAGAUGACGAUCCUGUUGUGGCCAAGGUGAAUCAACGGAUGCAGCAGAUCACAGGGUUAACAGUGAAAACAGCCGAACUAUUGCAGGUUGCCAACUAUGGAAUGGGAGGGCAGUAUGAGCCACACUUCGAUUUUUCUAGGCGACCCUUUGACAGCACACUCAAAUCGGAAGGAAAUAGGCUAGCGACGUUUCUUAACUAUAUGAGUGAUGUAGAAGCUGGAGGAGCUACAGUUUUCCCUGAUUUUGGGGCAGCAAUAUGGCCCAAGAAGGGAACAGCAGUGUUCUGGUACAAUCUUUUCAGAAGCGGCGAGGGUGAUUAUAGAACAAGGCAUGCAGCCUGUCCAGUACUAGUAGGGUGUAAAUGGGUUUCAAACAAAUGGUUUCACGAAAGAGGAAAUGAAUUCUUAAGACCUUGUGGGAGAACAGAGGUUGACUGA